AUGGACGGUCCAGAUCAGAUUGGCCCCCAUCAUACGCCCAAGCGGAGAAUUAGCGACAAAGUCCGAUAUGCCGUUAAAACUUUCACUACACGAGAGGGCCUACUAGGCGACUACGACUAUGGAUACCUCUUUAUCCCACGGCUACCUUUCACAAAGCGAGCUCGCAAAUCUGCCCCGUUCUUCGGUCUGGAUGAUCGCGUGCCAGUCGUUCUCGCAUUGAUUCUGGGCUUGCAGCAUGCGCUUGCAAUGCUGGCUGGUGUGAUUUCACCACCCAUCUUGCUCGGCGGCUCAGGCGGUGCCCACUUCGGUGAUGAGCUCUACCAGUACCUAGUGUCGACUUCGUUGAUCGUCUCGGGCCUGCUGAGUGUCGUUCAAAUGUUCCGGUUUCAUAUCAAGGGGACAAAAUACUACAUCGGAACGGGACUACUAUCAGUCGUUGGCACAUCUUUCUCAACAAUCACAGUCGCUCAAGGUGCUUUCGCUCAGAUGCUACGGCGCACUCCUUGGCACCUCAUGUCUCUGCUCUCUUCUCGAAAUUGGCAUGUCCUUCAUGAGCAGCAAGAUUCUCGCCCGCGUCUUCCCCCACUUGUCACGGGCCCAACUGUUCUUCUCAUUGGUGCUUCGCUCAUCAAGUCCGCUAUGCAGGAUUGGGCCGGUGGCUCAUCCUGUGGUGCCGACCCUUCUGCUCGCGCAAUGUGCCCCAGCGCCAAUGCCCCGCACCCUCUACCCUGGGGAAGCCCCGAAUUUAUUGGCCUGGGUUUCCUGGUCUUCGUGACGAUUAUCAUCUGCGAGCGUUGGGGUCCUCCCAUUCUUAAGAGUUGCUCCGUCAUUGUUGGCUUGUUGGUUGGCUCGAUUGUCGCUGCCGCGUGCAACUACUUCGAUUCUUCCGGUAUCGCUGCUGCACCGGUGGCUUCUUUCGCUUGGGUCCACACUUUCCCGCUGUCCGUGUACCCCCCGCUCAUCCUGCCGUUGCUCGCGUUAUACAUCGUUAUCAUGAUGGAGUCUAUUGGUGAUAUCACGGCGACGUGUGAUGUCUCCCGUCUCGAGGUCGAGGGUGGUACCUUCGAUUCCCGAAUUCAAGGCGGAGUCUUGGGCAACGGUAUUACCUGUCUCCUGGCCGGCCUGAUGACCAUUAGCCCUAUGUCCGUCUUCGCACAGAACAACGGUGUCAUUGCGCUGACUAAAUGCGCUAACCGAACCGCUGGCUACUGCUGUUGCUUCUUCUUGGUUAUCAUGGGAAUUUUCUCCAAGUUCGCCGCUGCGCUGGUUGCAAUUCCCAGCUCCGUCCUUGGUGGUAUGACUGCUUUUCUCUUCAGCUCCGUGGCAGUCAGUGGUCUUCGCAUCAUUGGGUCUGUCGAUCCCACUCGUCGCAACCGGUUCAUUCUCACCGCUAGCUUCUCGAUUGGAAUGGGUGUUACACUCCUGCCGGAAUGGUUUUCUUACUUCUUCACCUACUCGGGUGACAACCAUGCUCUAGAAGGCUUGAUCAAUGCUGUUGAUCUGGUCAUGGAGAAUGGAUUCGCUAUCUGUGCGCUUCUUGGCAUCUUCCUUAACCUCUUCAUUCCUGACGAGCCUGAUGAUGUUCCUCCUAUCUUUGAGUCGACCGACUCUGAUGACGGCCGUGCACCGAUCAGUGGUCCUGAGCAGUCGUCGCCGGCUAUUAAGAGUGCUUGA
Molecule: messenger RNA, 1674 nt
Organism: Penicillium verrucosum
Lineage: Eukaryota; Fungi; Ascomycota; Eurotiomycetes; Eurotiales; Aspergillaceae
Product: nucleobase:cation symporter-2 family protein
Exons: 5
Coding region: 1-1674 (557 amino acids)
Biological process (GO): transmembrane transport; xanthine transport
Cellular component (GO): fungal-type vacuole; membrane
Molecular function (GO): xanthine transmembrane transporter activity
Source: RefSeq, a predicted model, not a curated record